GAGCCUUUCGCUACCAUAUGGGCUACCGAUGCGAGUAACAACAGCCCCCCGUAUCCGGAAGAUCCGUUCAACAGCACGCUAGCAGCCACUCCGUACUGGACAAACCCUAUGUCACCGGAGGAAACAGCGUCGUACAGUCCGGACGAUUUAAACCCCAACAACGUUACUAUGCCCGAAACGCCCAUACUGUACGGUCCUACCCCAGCCGUUCCUAUACCCGUGAUGUACAAUCCGACAAAUUUCAGUCCCAUAAACGCGGGCGGUUCCCGGGGCCCAGCAUCGAUCGUGCCACUGGGUUUUAAGCUCAGUGAUUCUCAUAUCUUCAACAGCCUUAAACCCGGCUUCAGUUUCGGGCAUUCGGGGUUGUUACCAUUCAACGGUCCUUGGAACGUGCCUGCCAUAUCGACCAUGCGCUCGAUCGUUGUCUCAUGGCGUACCCCGAGCAAAGGUUUCCGCAAACGAACUACGACUGGGACGAAGAGGUUCCGAUCCGUAAACCGUGUAGACGAGUCGAACGACCUGCGCAGCUUGCGCAGAAGGACCAGCAGUACCACCGGAAUGACGCCAACCGUCGUUCGACGUCGUCUUCGACGGCGUCGUCUUCGGACAACUACGACCCGAAGGUGGCGUACGGUCACUCGCUACAGAAACUUGUCUGGGCAGUCUACGACCACCACCAGAACUCGGCGCCGGUUGCCACUGGCGAGACCCUGGCUACGGAAGACCGGAACCCCCGGAUCCCGGAUUGUUCCGAUAGUGUUGGACUACGAUUUCUUCGUCAUCUAAACCGAACGGGCGCCGCGUUGAAUAAAA
This is a messenger RNA of Anopheles cruzii, 813 nucleotides long. RefSeq lists its product as uncharacterized. The coding region runs from base 109 to 786 and encodes 225 amino acids. Lineage: Eukaryota; Metazoa; Arthropoda; Insecta; Diptera; Culicidae. The record is from RefSeq and is a predicted model, not a curated record. The transcript is spliced from 2 exons.